Beta vulgaris subsp. vulgaris (sugar beet) is the source of this 2842-nucleotide messenger RNA. Its product is annotated as E3 ubiquitin-protein ligase AIRP2. Gene Ontology annotation, molecular function: ubiquitin protein ligase activity. Gene Ontology annotation, biological process: protein ubiquitination. The record is from RefSeq and is a predicted model, not a curated record. NCBI's taxonomy places the organism in Eukaryota, Viridiplantae, Streptophyta, Magnoliopsida, Caryophyllales, Amaranthaceae. The transcript is spliced from 7 exons. The coding region runs from base 416 to 1153 and encodes 245 amino acids. Gene Ontology annotation, cellular component: cytosol.
GACGAUUGUAGUUUUUAUGUAGGAAAUUUUUGUUUGAUUCAACUUAUGUAUUUGUUUGAUUCGAUUGCUUAUGUAGAUGUCGUAUGACAUUUUAUUAAUGAAUUGAUUUUACUAUUCAAAAAAAAAAAAAGAAAAAAAAUACAUUUAAAAUUCGAAAAUGUAACAACCCGGGGCAACGCUCCCCAAAUACUAGUUAGCACUUUAUUACUACGCAAGCAACUUCCAUUUCUAUCUUUUUGUUUUUUAUCUCUAAAAAAAAAAAAAAAGCGGCAGAAGUUACAACUACCUGCUCAUCUCCUCUAUGGAAGGCGACUAAAUUUCGCACACUUUCACACACACUCUUUCUCUCUCUCUCUCUCUCUCACUUCAACUUCUCGUAAUUCGAGAAAGUUUUUUCUGUUGCCAUAAUUUGUUGAUGAGAAUGAAGAAAUCUUUUCGAGAAUCUAUUAAAGCUCUUGAAGCUGAUAUUCAGCACGCUAAUACUCUUGCUUCAGGGUACAGAAGGCAGCGUGAUGGUGCUUGCUUCCAAAUGAGACUAUCCUACAGUCCAGCAGCUCACUUAUUUCUUUUCCUUGUUCAGUGGACUGAUUGUUACCUUGCUGGUGCACUUGGGUUCCUUAGAAUUCUUAUUUUCAUGACUUAUGCAGAUGGGGAGACUACUAUGUCUGUCUAUGAAAAGAAAGCAAGCAUUCGACAGUUUUAUGGUGUGAUUUUCCCUUCUCUUCUGCAACUGCAAACAGGAAUUACAGAAUUGGAAGAUCGGAAACAAAAAGAAGUAUGUGCCCUGAGGUAUAGAAGAAAAGACGUUUUUGAGAAUAAGUAUGAUUUAAUAGAACUGGAGAAAGAGAUAGAAGAGGAGUGUGGCAUUUGCAUGGAGAUAAAUGACAAGGUUGUACUGCCUAAUUGCAACCACUCACUGUGCUUUAAGUGUUACAAGGACUGGUCUUCCCGGUCUGAGUCGUGUCCAUUCUGUCGAGAUUGUCUAAAAGGAGUCAAGCCAGGUGAUCUUUGGAUUUACACUGAUGAACGUGAUAUUGUCGAUUUAUCACUUAUCAUGAUGGAAAAUGUAAAUCGGCUAUUUAUUUACUUAGAAAAGUUGCCACUUGUAGAUCCGUAUCCUGGGUCCAUGUCCUAUGAUUGGCAAAUUGGAUGAACAUGCAUGUUGGCAGUUUUCAAUGUACAGAAGGUAAUUAGGCACACCGAUCUGAUGUAACCUUCAAGAAUUGUCUGGUUCUAGUAUCAAUUUCCUGUCAUUGGAGUGCUACAUGUAAAUUUCUAGUUAUUGGAAACUGUAAGUGCUUCUUUAAUCUUGCAGAAAAUCAACAGCGUCAUUAGGACAUGCUCCUGUAUAGACUAAACUGAGCAAGUUGCUAUCCAGAUCAUACCCAAUUUCUACAUUCCUUUGCUGGUGAAAUCCUAGUAUUGACACCUUACCUUCGUGUUCCUUGAGCCUGAUCAUAGCUAGGCAAUACACACCUGAGUGUCUUAUCCAUAGGUUUGCAUCACAUAACAUGUAGUCUAGACCAUUGAAGUGGAACACCACCUCUGGAGCAUCACUGAUAUCCCUGUAGCAUAACUCAAAAUGCUCAGUGCUCUCAGGGGCCUGCUCAUACAUGACAUCCAUUAUUGCAGUCACCAACAUGUCGAAUGCUUCUGCUCUAAGCAUUGUAUAUGAGGCUCCUGAGUCAAUGAUGAACCCAAUAUCCGUCCCGUUCUCAUCUUUAGACUUCUCGAAUACCCCAGCUGGAAGGUCGAUGUCGGACCCAUCGACACUGAUCCUUGUGAGGUUUAGGUAGUAUACACCAUAAUCGUUGGGCAAAAGGGGUGUUGUCAAAUCAAGGUCUGACGUGAAUGCUCCCGGCCCAAAGUGUGCUACCCCCCGCAUGUGGGUCCCGUUGGCGAACACAUAGUGGGAGAAGCGAGAGACGGUUAAUUGCCGAAUGAGGGAGGCACUGUGGUUGCCUACCCCCACAAUUCCAGGACUCCGGCUUUGGUCGUGGUUAUCAUGGCCACAACCAAAAACUACAUCGGUCAUGGUCCUUGAGGUAUUCUCGGCUGAUAGAGUUAGGGUUUCUGUGGAGACUACUCCUCUUGAUGUUUUAUCCGUGUAGGAAGCGUGAUAUACACAGAAGGGAAAGUCUGGGUCUUCAUUAGUAGCGCUCCCACACGAAAAUCCUGGUGCCAUGGAACAGUGCUCACGAUUCACACAUUGGACUUGUCGGUAAGAAGACGAGUUUUGCGGGUUGAAAAUAGGGUAAUUCCCCUGCUUGUAGCAAUGAACGCAUGGACGACACUGGACCCAUGUAAAGCUGCUUCCAGUGUCAAAGAUACCAUAACUACUAACUGGUGGUGUUCCCAUGCUGUACCUCAUGAGCAAGUUCCACCCAGAAAGUGGUGCCGCGACAUAGUCUUUUGCUAAUGCUGUGAGUUGGCUAAAGUAGCGGCUUCUUGCUACAGAGGUCCGCACACCGUCUCGUAUGUGGUUCUCCCGCGUGUAAUUUGGGUUAUAGAAGGGAGAUUCUGGGGAGCUGCGAUGGAUGAGGGAUGCUGAGAAGAUUAUCUCACCAGUAUGUUUUCCUGGUGGAUUUAAGUGAGGUUCUGUAGGAGAUAGUGAAGAAGUGAAACCUCGAUCGAGAGAGUUGAUUAAGUUUAUAAUCAAAAAGAUAAAGGAGAACAUGAUGAAUUUUGGUGGACAAUUUAAAGCAUUGCGAAACAAAUCCAUGCAAGCAUUUAAAUUUAUGAUGCUAUUGGAAUAGAGCAACCAGCUCUUUUUGUAAUUUAAAGGUCCACACUCUUGUACAUACAACAAAAUAAAAAAAUAUACUUGAUAUCUAGUUAGUUA